CCCCGGGUCGCUGGCACUGGCCGCCGCCUGCUCCUUCCGGCUCCUCCCCGUGGCGCGGAGGGCGCGUGAGCCGUGGCGCCCGGUGCCAGCGGCGGCGAGGACCAUGGUGCUGCCGAACAUCCUGCUUACCGGUACACCGGGGGUUGGAAAAACCACGCUAGGCCAGGAACUUGCAUCGAGAUCAGGACUGAAAUACAUUAAUGUGGGUGAUUUAGCUCGAGAAGGACAGUUAUAUGGUGGCUAUGAUGAAGAGUACGAUUGUCCCAUUUUAGAUGAAGAUAGAGUAGUUGAUGAAUUAGAAAACCAAAUGAGUGACGGUGGAGUUAUUGUUGAUUACCAUGGUUGUGAUUUCUUCCCUGAACGAUGGUUUCAUAUAGUUUUUGUGCUGAAAACAGAUAACAGUGUACUGUACAAAAGACUUGAAACAAGGGGUUAUAAUGAGAAGAAACUAAAUGACAAUAUUCAGUGUGAAAUUUUUCAAGUUCUUUAUCAAGAGGCAUUAGCAUCCUACAAGGAAGAAAUAGUGCAUCAGCUGCCCAGCAAUAAACCAGAAGACCUAGAGGAUAACAUCAAUCAGAUACUGAAAUGGAUUGAGCAGUGGGUCAAAGAUCAUACGUCUUGAUUAAAACAAGUGGCCACUUAACAAUCACUCUUGAUGUAUCUCUGCCCACAUCCUACAAAUUGUCCAAAUAUCAGUGAAACUUCUUUAUUAAAAUUGUGCUGCAGGACUAGA
Manis pentadactyla (Chinese pangolin) is the source of this 733-nucleotide messenger RNA. RefSeq names its product adenylate kinase 6 (gene AK6). Bases 104 to 622 code for a protein of 172 amino acids. Lineage: Eukaryota; Metazoa; Chordata; Mammalia; Pholidota; Manidae. The transcript is spliced from 5 exons. Gene Ontology annotation, molecular function: AMP kinase activity; ATP hydrolysis activity; ATP binding. Gene Ontology annotation, cellular component: cytoplasm; nucleus. The record is from RefSeq and is a predicted model, not a curated record.